This is a messenger RNA of Carya illinoinensis, 3549 nucleotides long. RefSeq names its product protein FAR1-RELATED SEQUENCE 5-like. NCBI's taxonomy places the organism in Eukaryota, Viridiplantae, Streptophyta, Magnoliopsida, Fagales, Juglandaceae. Gene Ontology annotation, molecular function: zinc ion binding. The record is from RefSeq and is a predicted model, not a curated record. The transcript is spliced from 10 exons. Bases 333 to 3098 code for a protein of 921 amino acids.
AAAAAAAAAAAUUGAGGGAAAUCGAAAUAGAAAGACAUACCCGUACCGUACUGCUUUUCUGCUUUUCACUUCUGGUUCCUUCUUCUGCAAGCCGAAUGCAUUUUGGAGGUUGUUUUGAAUUCUCGUUGACGCAGAACUGGUUGUUUCUGUGUUUUUUUUUUUUUUUCCCUUCAUCUCCCCCAAAUCUCUUCCUCUACCUGUUGGCCGGUUUGCUCUACACCGACCAAGUCCUCUGCACACGACAUUAUCCUCUGCUUCAUACGGUCUCAGAUAAAGUCAUUAACAGAUAUAACCGGACGUUGGACCCGACUUCAUGAACGAAUGGUUCUGAGAUGGAGAAAGGGAAAGGGAAAGAGCAUGCAUCUCCUAUAACGCCUCUUGCCACUAAUCCAUCAAUUAAUCCAUCAACUCAGGUGAUACCGAGACCAUUUUUUACAUAUUUGUCAACACCUCCUACCACAAAUGCAUCUAUCAAUCCAACAACCCAGGUCAUACCAAUAUCAGUUUAUCCAGAUUUCUCAAGUUAUAUGCAUGGGGGCCAUGCACCAAUGCCACAUGCUCUGUUACCACCUUUCUUACCUUGUCCUAAUGCCAACCCAUCGUCAUGGACUUGUCAGGAAAACCUUAUGCCAGAAUUUCAGUCAUCAGCUCCCCCCUCUUUGAUUGGUACUCCAUCUGCAAGCUCCAGCCGUGUUGAAGAAAUUCAAGAGCCCACACCUGACUCGAGGGAGGUUGAAAUAUUCUCUACAUCCUCUGAAUCCGAAGAUAACAAUGAGGCCGAGAGGGAAAAUACAGUGCAUAAUGAGGGGGCCGAUAUCAUUGAGGAGCCGAAAGUGGGGAUGGUCUUCAAAUCUCAAGACGAGUUAGUGGCAUAUUAUAAAGGUUAUGGGAAACAAUGCGGUUUUGGGAUAAUGACUCAAAGGAGUCAUAGGUUUGAGGAUGGGAGCCUCAGAUAUAUCACGCUUUGUUGUUCUCGUGGUGGGAAGGCACGGAACCGUACGACAAAUGUUGCGAGGCCGCGUCCGACGUCAAAGACUGACUGUAAGGCAAAGAUAAAUGCUACGUUCAUGGAUGGAGUUUUCAAGUUGUUGAGUGUUCACAAUUCCCACAAUCACAGCGUAAGUCCACAGAAGUCCAGAUUCUUUCGCUGUAAUAGAGAAGUGAGCGAGUCUGUUAAGAGAGUAUUAGAUACAAAUGAUCAAGCUGGCAUUAGACUAAACAAGAGUUUUGCAGCACUUGUGCAAGAAGCGGGUGGGUUUGAGAACUUGCCUUUCAGUGAGAAAGAUUGCAGAAAUUAUAUUGAUAAGGCACGCCACCUUCGACUUGGGAAAGGUGGCGCUGAAGCCCUUCGUCAGUAUUUUGCUAGGAUGCAGUACAAAAAUGAUGGAUUCUUUUCAGACAUCGACCACGAUGAUGAUGGAAGGUUGAAGAAUGUCUUCUGGGCAGAUGCACGGAGCAGGGCAGCCUAUAAAUAUUGGGGUGAUGUUGUGACAUUUGACACCACAUACCUGACAAAUAGGUAUGGAAUGCCGUUUGCACCGUUUGUUGGUGUAAACCACCAUGGUCAGUCAAUCCUUCUGGGGGCAGGAUUGAUUUCUAACGAGGAUACGGAAACAUUUGCAUGGCUGUUUCAGACUUGGCUAAACUGUAUGGAUGGGGAAGCGCCAAAGGCCAUUAUCACAGAUCAAGAUAGAGCUAUGAAGAAUGCAAUUGCUCUUGUCUUCCCCAAUACAAGACACAUAUAUUGUUUGUGGCAUAUUCUUAAAAAAGUACCUGAGAAACUUGGUUCCCAUCAUGCAUACAAAACUGGGUUGAAAACUAGUUUGAUGAAGUGUGUGUAUGACUCUCAAACCAUUGUGGAAUUUGAAAAUAGUUGGAAUGUGUUAAUUACCACUUACAAUUUGCAAGAAAAUGCUUGGUUGCAUAGUUUAUAUGAUGAGCGUGAGUUCUGGGUACCAGUAUUCUUGAAAGAAAUCUUUUGGGCUGGGAUGAGUACAACACAACGAAGCGAGAGCAUGAAUGCUUUCUUUGAUGGCUACGUACACUCAAGGACAAACUUAAAAGAGUUUGUCGAUCAAUUUGAUAAUGCAUUGAGAAAGAAGAUUGAAAAUGAAAAUGGGGCGGACUUCCAUUCAUUCCACGUCACAAUUCCCGUCGUCUCGAUCUCUCCUCUUGAAAAGAUAUUUCAGAACAUAUACACAAAUGCUAAAUUUAGAGAAGUUCAAAAAGAGAUAAUCGGGAUGGUUGGUGUUCUUCCAAGUCUACAUCGAAAAGAUGGUGUAAUCGCAACGUAUCAUGUAGAAGAUGAAGUUGCUGUUGAUGAUUUCAUCAAAGAGGUGACCCAAACAGUGUACUUCAAUGAGGCUGAAUGUGAUGUAAAGUGUUCAUGCGCACUGUUUGAAAUGAGAGGCAUAUUGUGUCGACAUGUAUUGGCUAUUAUGAGAGUUAACAAAGUGAAAAGAGUGUCAGAAAAAUACAUAUUAGAUCGAUGGAGAAAGGACAUUAAACGGACAUACACUCUUAUUCGAAGUUCUUAUGACUCAGUUGAUGCGAGGCCAGAAGUGAGUAGAUAUUCACGAAUCAUGAAGGUAUGCUACAAGGUUGCCACAAAUGCAGCGUCAUCUGAUAAGAAUGCCGAGGAUAUGAUACAUAAGUUACAUGAAAUGAACCUCGGCUACCUCACCAACAAGUUGCCCCUUCAAACUUCUUCCAACGUUGCAGUUACACCUGUCAAUACCACCAUAGAGGGGAGUUCAAAAAAAGUACUGAGUCCCCGUCAAGUGAGAGGGAAAGGCAGACCACCAUUUCUCAGGAAGAAAUCAAUGAUUGAGCGGGUCAGACCGACAACGAAGAAGGCUACUCAACAGAGAAAACGUAAACAGCCUCAUGGAGCAGAAACAUGCAGAAAUUUAUUUGGACAUGUAGAUAUUGGGACUGAAGAGACAAUUCACAUUCAGCAACCACAAAAUACUACAGAGGUGUUGGAAUAUGGUGGAACCCAGUUUGGUUUUGCAAUGAGUGAUACUCAAGAAAGUGUACAUAUUGGAGUAGAUAUUCACCAAUUGGAACCGUUGUCUGGGACACAGACAUGGUUAUAAAGACUACUAUAUUUGGAGAAAAGUGGGCGGAGAUAUUUUGUAAAACUGUUGGUUUUUUUUGUGGGUCUGUUUCAGUAUUUGGCUAUGGCGUGGAAGGGGAGUUGGUCUCAUAAAUAUUCUGCAUGUAUCAACUUCCCCAUGUUUAUUUGGUCAACCAAGAAGAUUGCUUUGAAAAUCCAAUUGAUGAAGAUGCAUCGGGCCUUGCUGUUGAUGUUUUUGUGUAUAGACGUCUACUUGUUUUUGUGUAUAGACGUGUUGAUGUUUUUGUGUAUAGACGUACAUAGCUUGGUUGCAGUUUUUGGUCAACAUGAAUGUAUGUAGUAAAGGUUUCUAGGAUUGGAUGUUAGGUUUGGAGACUGCCAUGAGUAUAUAUUUACAUGUAUAUAAUGGUUGAUACAUACGGGAGAUACAAUUUUUUGAGCUAAAGAAUAUAUGAAGUUUGAUACAAAAA